Cyprinus carpio (common carp) is the source of this 3298-nucleotide messenger RNA. Its product is annotated as histone-lysine N-methyltransferase 2A-like. Lineage: Eukaryota; Metazoa; Chordata; Actinopteri; Cypriniformes; Cyprinidae. Gene Ontology annotation, cellular component: histone methyltransferase complex; nucleus. Gene Ontology annotation, biological process: positive regulation of DNA-templated transcription. Gene Ontology annotation, molecular function: histone H3K4 methyltransferase activity; protein binding. The transcript has 11 exons. The coding region runs from base 91 to 3141 and encodes 1016 amino acids. The record is from RefSeq and is a predicted model, not a curated record.
GAUGCCGCGCGUUUCCUCCACUAUCUCGCGCCUUUCCAUCUUGUUCCACUCGAGAGCUCAGCGCCGUAGUUGUUGUUGUGGUAUGUAAUAAUGGCGGCAGCAGGAGGCGGAUUACCAGCCUCGGCUGUUGUAGCGACCGUAAACACCUCCGCCACCGUUCGCUGCCGUUUCCCAGGUCGGCCAUGGACGUCUCGGAGCCGGCUGAAGACGGAGAAACGCUUUCACGUCGGUCGUGUAAGAGCUGAAGACACAGAAGGGCCGAGGCCCGUCGACGUUAGAGCGACGCUGAGAGAGGAUCCGUCACUGUCGCGCUUGCUCGGGCUGGCGGAGAAACACCGGCGCCAGCGCGAGGCGGGAUUCUGCACGAGCGGGAGCGAUGAGGAGGGAGACUUCACAGGCUUUGGAGUGGAUGGUCAAUGGUCCACGAGUUCUGAACAAGGCUCAUCAAGCAGACCCCUUAAACUGGCACACUCACAGGUGAAACCACCUUUGGUGCCACAUCUAAAAUCAUCACUAUUGAAAAAAUCUGACAUGAAAGGCAAAAGAUUUUCUAUAACGACCCGACAAUCUGUGAGGCCCAAAAUGGUUAUUAAAUUGGCAGCCAAGAAGGUGACCAAGAAGGUAACGGAACAGUCACAAAGGCCAUCUGUGGAAAAAGAUGAACAAUUGAAACAGGGCAGCUCAAGUAAGAGAAAUGGCAGGGUACUCAGGAACCAGACAGAGGGAACAUGGGUCUCCUUAAAUACAGAAAAUGAUGAAAAUGCUGAUGGGGCUUUUGAAGAGGAGGGGAUGACUGGAAGGACAAAGAAGCGUGGUUCCAGUGCAGUAGACAGACGGACAAGGCAGGGCAAAUUAGUGUGGAGCUUAACACUGGUUAAAGGUAAAGAGCGAGCCUCCAGAGUUAGAGACACCCAAAACCAAAGAGCUUCAACAGAAUAUGCUAAGACCCACAGGAACAAGACAGAGGUAAUGGCUGCUAGUGAUCAGACAGGUGCUGUAUCCUCAAAACCAAAGGCCAAACAGAGAAGGGGCAAAAGGACAGAUGCAAAUAAUGAGCUUCUAGAAUCUCUUGGUGGAGAUGCAGGACCUUCUUUUAGUGAUAGUUUAAGUUCUUCCCAAAAGAAGCCUUUUGUAAGGCGACGAAGAAAGUUACUGCAACAGGAGGUGCGCCGCAGAGUACCUCACAGUCAAGGACAGGCCUCUAGCAUGCCAAGAAAGAGACAGCGACUUGCUCUAGAGACAGACUCUACACACGUGCUGCAACCAGUGGAAGGACAGGAACAGCCAGUUGGAGAGAUUGAGGGAUCCAAGCCUGGAAGCCAAGCUGAACAGCCUAAACACUCCACUAGACCAAUUGUUAGUGCUCGAUCUUCUCGGGUCAUCAAGGUCCCGAAGAGGUUCAUGGAUGAUGAGCGCAUGUCUGCUCUUCCAGAACGAGGUUCCCCAAAGAAACCGGCUCUUACUGAGAUCCCGAUGGUUCUCGGGAAACCGAAUAUUGAGCUCCAAACCCUUCAUUCCGGAAGCAAGCCGAAGACCGCACAAGAACUGCUGAUCCUAAACAACGAUGAAAAAGUUGUUUCGGAAAAGGUGCAAUCGCAGGGUGUCAAACCCAUUUUGAGUUCCUCUGGGCUGUCUGGUGGUCCUCGCGGGAGGGGUCGGAGACUUGGCCAAUCUGCAGACCACUAUAAGAUAUACUGGAAAUUGAAGAAGCUCACAGCAUGCCUGACAAAACGAAGGAUGGAGCGGAUUGCCAGUGCAAGCUCCAAGCUAACAGAGGACGGUGCUAAGGGAGGGACUCUUGAUGUGGGAGGAAGAAAGUCUGAUCUCAAAUUGCAAGACAUGUAUUCUCCAGGAGUGGUGCCAAAAGUAACCAUACAUGUUGGGAAACUCUCUGAUCAGAUGCCGCUUGCAUCUUUGGCAGAAGGCCCUGCUAAGGAGAACGAGACUACCAGCCUUGAAGGCACCACUGAAAUGACUGCACAAAGUGCCCAGAUGAUGGUGGAGCAAGGUGGAAACACCCAGAGAAUGAGUAUUUCCAGGGCCAAUAAGAGGAUGUUCCACCUGCUGAAGAGAGCAAGAGUCCAACUAAUUAAAAUCGACCAACAGAAACAGCUCAAAUCAGCUCAGCUUCUGUCUAACUCUGUGAGAGUAAGAGAUAGAUCCGCGGCAGUCGUGCAGAGAGGCAGAAAGAGGGGGAAGAGAGUAGUCCCAGCUAACCCAGAGGCUGCUCCACAGGAGCAAUUGAUUGGUGGUCCGCGUAUAAAGCAUGUGUGUCGAGCAGCAGCAGUGGCACUGGGACAACCACGUGCCAUGGUUCCUGAUGACAUUCCCAGGCUCAGCGCCCUUCCUCUUCAUGAGAGAGAGGGGAUCACUGCUUCUCCUGCCGAAGAGGAUGUUGCAUCUCACUCAGAAGCUGAGAGUGAAGAAUCUGUUGAGCCGAAGCUGACAAUUAGACGCAGGUACGAAAGCACAGCCUUUGGCUGUCGGCUAAAACGCUGCUUGCGCUGCAAGGGCUGCAAUCGGCUGGAGGACUGCGGGAGGUGUGUGUUCUGUCUGGACAAGCCCAAAUUUGGAGGACCCAACAAGAAACGUCAGAGCUGUGUCCUAAAGAAGUGUGUGCUGAUUGAGCGGAACAAAAUGAGACGAUUUAACAAAGUCCAGAUGAAGCGACGCCGGCCAUCAGUGGCUGCUUGCAUGAACAGCAGCGAAGAAGAAAACGAGGGGGAAGGGGGAGAUGAUGGAGGAGGACAGGCCCAGUUCAGCCCAACUAGGAGGCAGCCUAGACGCCAAGUCACUCCUCAGUCCUACAGAAAACUGCUGGGGUAUGACGACUCUGACACAGAAACACAGAGUGUCAGCUUUGAAAAGACAAAGGCUAGCGGGAUCCAGAAGACUCAGUCAAGUGAAGUGGCUACGUCUGUAACCGCUCCAGAAGAGGCAACAAAGCAGAAACGGCAAGGGCUUUACAGAGCUUUUUGGGCCCAACGCAGAAAUAAGACUUCGGUGGAGCACACUCCGUCCAGUGUCCUGACUCCACAGGUCAAUGGCUGCACCCAGAGGGGCAAGCUGUCACAGGGGACAAUGAACAAGAUUCGUGUGGACUUCAAGGUCAGCACUGAGAUUUCAAUGAGUUUUCUAUAAAACCAGAAACUUAGUUUUUUGUGUGUUGUGGUUCAUCCAAAAUGCAUGAAGUUUGAAUUAAUAUAAUUCAGUUAGGACCUUAUUAGCCGUUAAAAGUUUGGAAUGAUUACAUUUUUUUUUUUUUUUUUAGAUUUUAAAUGUUGGAAUUUUAAUUGUU